AUGCUCGAACAAACACUUGUGCAGUCCACACCCGAGGUGAAUACAACGCAUGCCAUUGGCUCCAUUGAAAUUGAAUUCCAGAUGAGGCCAACCAUCUCUAAGGUGAUCAAAGGUGCCUCUGUAUGGAAUCUCCUUGAUCGAAUCAACUUCACCGCCGAAGCUCCACCCACACUUCCCCAGAACCCCGCAACUAUGUCGAACGGGGGCCCUGCCGCAUGCUCACGACCCAGGCUGUCUCUCUUCAUUCUCAUCACCGGCUCCACUCCAUUACCUCAAGCCGCUGUCUGUGGCCUGAUCAAAAUAGGCACUAUCAGACCAUGCCGGAGAGCAAGAAAAGAGUACGAGGAUGUGAAUCGCGCAGGCGAUGGUGCCCUGCCAUGUAGCCAAUGUGCUAAGCGAAAACUAUCCUGCAACAAGGGUUCCAAAGCUCGGUUCCGUUUGAUGUCACAUUCGUGUUAUCAGCUGAAGAGUUUGACUAACGCGAAUAGAGGAUCGAAAAAGUUUCCUUCGGACCAGACAUGGUGUCGGACUAUCUCAAAAAGAAUUGACUUUGUUGACCAAAGUUUAGAGAUUGCGAGACAAUACGACGGUGGAUCAGAAGCUGAAGAUGAAGACUUCCCGGACGAGCGCUUCAACGAACACGCUGAUACUUCGCCACCAAACACCGAGGCCUGCAACCCGAACUCUAACCUUUCUCCUGGGACAAACAGUCUAUCUAUUGAAGAUCAGAUUAUUUCUCAAAUAUCACCUCAGACUCUUUCGGAUAUUGGUCAGUCACCGCUUAUCCGUGAUUGGGCUCAAGCGGCAUCGGAGUGUUCCAUAGAGUCCACCAUCAGGCAGUUUAAACGCCUGGAGCUCCCUCAAGCGGCCCUCAAAGAGAAGGAUAAGGCCAACCUCAUUCGACACUUUGUCCAAGUUGUUGGCCCCGCAUUUGACUUUUAUGAUGAAGGCAGAAAGGUCGCGAGUGAGCUCACGGAACGGGCUAUUACUUGCCAAUCUCUCCUUCAUCUGGUGUACAACGCAUCUGCUAAGAGCCUAGGCCUUCCACUGGACUUGGAUAAUGCCCCUCAAAGUCUCGGUAACCCGAUAUCUCUACCGCAUAUCAAUAAUGGGAACAACAAUUCAGCCGCCGCACUUCUCUCAAGGUUCAUAUUCAAUCUUGAAGAUAAACAAGACUCGACACAAGGCUUCGCCAUUGUAGGUACCCCAAGUCCUCCAUUCCAUAUCCAUGACGAAUUCCAAGCAGCAAUCAUGUGGGCAAGCUUGAGACAAGAAAUAUUCCUUGCUCUCAUGAAUCAACGACACGUAAAUAUCCCUGUCGAUCGCCAUGCGCUGGAAUCUCUUCUCAAGGAUCAUCUUUGUCAAACGGCAGACGACAGCACUUGGUGCAACAGAAUGCUACUGCAUCUCUUUGAUACUAUACAGUACUGUUUUGGUGAUGCGCAUAGUUCGUCCACAUAUGACCAACUAUUCAGUUACGCCAAUACGUGGAUGUCUUCCAAGCCGUCGUCCUUCACUCCUGUCUUUUCCCAAGAUGGCCCUAAUGGCCAAAUGUUGCCUGAGAUAUGGUUUCUGGACAGCUGUGCAGCGGCAGGAAUGCAAUAUUACCAUUUAGUCAGAAUUCUGCUCACAGCACAUAAUCCCCGUGUCCCCAGGAUAGGACCAGCAAAAAAAGCAGCCAUCGAAUGGAUUGAUGAGCAAGUGAGAGGCCAUGCGAAAAUGGUUUGUGGGAUUGCGGAAUCGUUGGAAGAAAUCAAUCCCGGCCAUCUCUCUGCAUGCAUGUCUAUUGCCCUUGCUGGUGACUACUUUCAUGAAAAAGAAGAGCAAGCAAUCCUGUUAAACCUCAUGAUCAAAACCUCGUCAUAUUAUGGUUGGUCAACGGGCUCAACCCAAAAAUAUUUGCAGGAGACUUGGAAGUUAUAA
This is a messenger RNA of Clonostachys rhizophaga, 1923 nucleotides long. NCBI's taxonomy places the organism in Eukaryota, Fungi, Ascomycota, Sordariomycetes, Hypocreales, Bionectriaceae. The record is from the annotation of a GenBank genome assembly.